Molecule: messenger RNA, 2252 nt
Organism: Filobasidium floriforme
Lineage: Eukaryota; Fungi; Basidiomycota; Tremellomycetes; Filobasidiales; Filobasidiaceae
Exons: 8
Coding region: 144-2159 (671 amino acids)
Molecular function (GO): protein binding
Source: RefSeq, a predicted model, not a curated record
CUUGUUCGUACAUGUUCGUCACAGAUCACAGCCGACGUAGUGGACGUUAGAUUAUCAGCUUGACUUUAGAAGAACCUUCAAGUCACCGUAGCGAGUCGUGGCUCGUUUCCUCGCGGCAUUCCCAAGGAUAGACAUUCUCGGCCAUGGCCGUCGCAAUGUCCUUUGAGGACUUGCCAGAGCACAUCGUCGAGGACAUCUUCUUGCAACUCUCGCUGGACGAUCUGCAAUCAUGCAAACUGAUCAACAGACACUUUCAUGCGAUCGUGACGACCAGCGUUCAGCUACUCUUGCAUCAAGAGCUCGAGGCUACAGCUCAAGUGGUUCCACCCUCGGUCAGACGAUCCGAUGCUGCCGCAUCUCUGUUGUCCACCAUUCGAGAACGCCAAUCCGGAUUCCGGACCAUCGCCCCUUCAAAGACGUUCCGAGUGGAUCUCGACAAGCACGAAAGGAGGCUUUACGAGUAUCUCGAAGGGACGAUGGUACGAGGAAGCGGGUCUGCCUUUUCCUCCACUGGAUUACCUUCUGGAGCAUCGGUUUACGAUUUUACGACGUCGUCUGAAUGGGAAACGAUCGACGCAUACACGCCGAGCUAUUCUUUAUCCGAGAACAAGGAGAUCGAGGCUAAUGCGGAACAACAGGAUGAAGAGGAAGAGGUCGUCGAGAUCGGAGAGGAUUCGGAUGACAAGGAACAAUACGUUCGGAGACAUUUCGACGGCAACUUUGAGAUGAAGGACUUUACCAUCGAUCCUGGUCAGAACCUCUUUGCGAUCGGCGAGAUGACCCGUACCCGAGAUCCCGACCAUCGGAUAAUAACGAAAAACCGCCUCAGCAUCCAUCUGAAAACGUUGUCAGAUUUCCAGCCCCAUCCAAAAGCGUGUAGUCAAGACGGGAGAGAGGGUUUCUUAUGCAACGUCGGGGAGUGGGACGCAGGGUCUGUCAGCUUGACCUUGCAGGUGUGCGACGACAAGAUUUUCAUCUUUUCAAACAACCUUGGACGACAAAACUUGCCAGAGGCGAGAUUGUGCGGUUGGAAUUGGCGGACAGGACAAAAGCUAUUUGAACAAAAAUCAAAUUUCAGAAUCGAAGGUGACCAUGUGUCACUGCUGACCAUCGAAGACUUUGUCUUGCUCAGUCCCACGACGUACGGGCUGAUCCAAUACGAUAUCGAGCGUUUGCCUGUCGCCCAAGGCACACCGUUUCCUUGCGUCUUGAACGUAUUCACCUUAGUGGCAAAUGAGGAAACUCCCAAGGCAAGCGAGGCAGAUCCGGCGAUCGACUUGAAGAGGGCCAUGUAUGUGCCAAAGAAGAUUGCCACAUUCGAAUUACCGCGAUGGCUAGCCGUGGUCAUGGUCCAUCUGCGAUCGGACCCACCUCCCAGGCAAUUCUUUCCCGAGGAAAACCCUUCCAAGGUUUACCCGAAUCCAGAGACUGGAGUCAUCGUCAUUCAGUAUGACUGUGACGAUGGACCCUUGCACGAUAACGAGAUCGGACCUGUCUACCAUCUUUUCGUCCGAAAAGAGACGCUGCUGUCGUACUUGCCGAUCAAGGGGUCAAAUCUACAUACCGCAAAAGAGCUUGAAAACGUCGAACUCAAGACCAUCACGUGGGAAGAGCUGAGCCCAUAUACUCGGUUCGUAGAGGAUAUUGACCGACAGGACUGGGUCUGUUAUGUCUACCACUAUCGAUUCGUCUCGCCCCGUAUCGAGCUCCGAAUGGGCCCUCUCAACAACCCGAUCGAAGAGACGUACAUCCGGCUGUUCAACUUUGAUCCGGUCGAGACGGAACGACUGUUGCGAGCGAGAAGGAGAGAUCUGGCCGAGGGCAACCGCAAUUGGAACGACUGGGACAGUGCCGAUCUGGCCGAGGAGACGCCGCCGAGCGAUCCCGCCACUCACGGACCGGAUCACGUCUUGCAAGGAAUGGACGAACGGAACGUGUAUCUCAUGACGGACGAGACGACGGUAGCCGCCGAGGGUUGGCUUGCAAAUAACGUGACAACGGGCAGCAAAAUGCCAUAUAUUUGGCUCGAAACUACCGAACCGAGGCGAUGCCACGGACUCAUGAUUGACGACUCACGAAUAAUAGCAAUGACUCAAAAUGACGAACAUGGUGAAGAGGCGGGCUUUUCCUACUUGGAGGUACUGCAUAUGGGCCCGUGAGCGUUUCGCUAAUAGGAUGCGCAAAUACGUAGUGUAUAUCAUUUCAUGCUUGACUGUCACAAGUUGUACAAAUUACUGCAUCGCUGGCAGAAU